Molecule: messenger RNA, 1167 nt
Organism: Myotis davidii
Lineage: Eukaryota; Metazoa; Chordata; Mammalia; Chiroptera; Vespertilionidae
Product: melanoma-associated antigen B2
Exons: 1
Coding region: 1-1167 (388 amino acids)
Biological process (GO): negative regulation of transcription by RNA polymerase II
Cellular component (GO): nucleus
Source: RefSeq, a predicted model, not a curated record
AUGCCUCGUGGUCAUAAGAGUAAGCUCCGAGCUCGGGAGAAACGCCGCCAAAACAGAGCUGAGAAACAAGGUGAUAAGAGUGCUCAGGCCCCUGCAGGAGAGGAAGGAGAGGCCGCUUGCUCCUCCUCUUCCGUUUCGGGGGAAGGUCCCUCAACCUCCACUGGUGCUGGCACUCCCCAGGCACCUCAGGGUGCCCCAGCCACCACCAGUGCUGCUGCAGGAGCUUCAGAUGAAAGAUCUGCUGUAAAAGCCAAAGGCCAGGUUCAGAAAAGUAAAAAAUCCCCCCAGGCCUCAAGCUCCACUGGUGCUGGCACUCCCCAGGCACCUCAGGGUGCCCUGGCCACCACAAGUGGUGCUGCAGCUGCCUCAUGUGAAAGAUCUGCUGUACAAGCUAAAGGCCAUGUUAGGAAAAGUAAAAGUUCUUCCGGGGCCUCAACUUCCACUAAGAAUGCUGGCCAAGAUCUUAUAAAUCAAAAGGCAAUUAUGUUAGUAGAGUACCUGCUGCAUCAAUAUAAAAAGAAUGAUCUCAUUAAAAAGGAAGACAUGAUGAAGAUCAUCCACAAGUGGUUCAGGAAGGACUUCCCUGAGAUCCUCAGGAGAGCCUCUGAGCGCAUGGGUCGGUUGUUUGGCCUGCAAGUGAAAGAAGUGAAGCCCAACGGUAAUUGCUACACCCUUGUCGACAGUGAAGAUGAGAGUCUGAGCAGCGGCUUCAGAUUUCCUAACAAAGGGAUUCUGAUGCCUCUCCUGGCUGUGAUCUUCUUGAAUGGCAACCGUGCCUCUGAGAAGGAGAUCUGGGAAUUCCUUGAUGAUUUGGGCAUCUAUAAUGGAAAGAUUCACUUCAUUUUUGGGGAGCCCAGGAAGCUUAUCACCCAAGAUUUGGUGCAGGAAAAAUACCUGGUGUACCAGCCGGUGCCCAACAGUCGUCCUCCACGUUAUGAGUUCCUGUGGGGUCCAAGAGCCCACGCUGAGACCAGCAAGAUGAAAGUCCUCAAGUUUUUAGCUGAUCUCAAUGAUACCCUGCCCACUGACUACUCACCCCAUUAUGAAGAGGCUUUGCAAGAUGAGGAAGAGAGAAAGCAAGCCAGAGCCCAAGCUGCAACCAGGGAUGCCACUCCUCCCAAGGCCAGUGGUGGCUCCAGUGUAAAGCCUAAGGUUCCUAAAGUUUGA